AUGCACGCACAACACGUCAAUAGUAGCUGGAAUAUAAAGCAGGGAAGAAUAAACAAGUCGUCUACGAUGGAGUUUCAAACACUCGCCUUACGGGUGGCAUCCCUACAACAAAUACUGGAAUUAGAGAAAAAAAAACAAGAUCAGAGUUUCAGCUCUCUCUCCGUAUUAUUUCAAUCUGUUCCCGGCUUAGCUGGUACAACCCUAGACACUGCAGGUUCUGAUAGUGAAACUAUAGACGAGACAUGUUUAAUGACCUGCAAUCAUUAUUUACAGAUAUCUAGUGUACUUUCAAGAUUGCAAGGUCGUGCUUCAACCUAUAAAGAUAAAUAUAGAGAUUUGGUGAAGAAAUACAAUGAUGUUGUCACGGAAAAUAAUAAAUUGCUUGCACAGACGCAGGACAAAGCCCUAGAUCGUAUUGAAAAAUUGAAGCGCGACAAAAAAGCCCUCGGGGAGAAGUUGCGUGAACUAGAGGAAAACCAGUCUAACCUCCCCUCGCAGCAUCGUCUUGAGGAAAUGCUAGAGAAAUGCAAAUUGGAAAUUACUAAGAAUCGUGCAAAGAUAAAAGAACUAACUCAAGAAAAUGAAAAGUUGUCAUUGAACGUCCAAGCAGCUGAAAGUGAAGUAAGUACGUCUCCUCUCCGCAGUGUAGCUCAUGAGCUUCAGAUAAAAAUUCGAAAAAAACCUAGAAAGUUUACAAAAUUCUUCCUAUCCAAAUGCCAUGCGUUGGAAUUACAGGAUGGGCAAGCAAACGAGCGUUGGCAGAAAAAAGUGGAUGAGUUACAGAAAGCGCUGGAAGUGGAAAAAGGCGACAUGAUCGAAAAACUUUCGGCAGCUAAACUGCAGGGUGUCAAAGUAAGUGAAAUCUUCUCGUCUAUUUCUGUAUUUCUCCUGAACUUUCGAUCAUUCCUUUGA
Molecule: messenger RNA, 912 nt
Organism: Haemonchus placei
Lineage: Eukaryota; Metazoa; Nematoda; Chromadorea; Rhabditida; Trichostrongylidae
Source: the annotation of a GenBank genome assembly